This is a messenger RNA of Cynoglossus semilaevis (tongue sole), 4034 nucleotides long. It is a transcript of the gene tmem269, whose product is annotated as transmembrane protein 269. Gene Ontology annotation, cellular component: membrane. The transcript is spliced from 6 exons. NCBI's taxonomy places the organism in Eukaryota, Metazoa, Chordata, Actinopteri, Pleuronectiformes, Cynoglossidae. Gene Ontology annotation, molecular function: phosphotransferase activity, for other substituted phosphate groups. Gene Ontology annotation, biological process: phospholipid biosynthetic process. The record is from RefSeq and is a predicted model, not a curated record. The coding region runs from base 2040 to 2633 and encodes 197 amino acids.
UUCCAGCGGAUAUACUCUUGGUUCUUUAAAAGGAGAGGACUGGAGCUGACGCAGUGAAGUGACAGUUGUGCUGUUAACCAGAAAGAAACCAUGAUCCUCCUGUCUCCCUCUUCUGGUAGGUCUAUCAAUAAACUUUGAUUAUUUAAUACUCUACAAGGUCAGGGAUUCAAGCCAAGCUGUUGUGUAAUGACAGAAAUAAUUAAAUGUCACAAUGAUCUUACAUUACAUUACACUCUUUUCCAUUUAGGAAUAACAGUGUUUCUGUUAUAGACAUAUUUCACGCCUUUACAUAUAUAUUGUUUCUUGCACUGAAACACCCCAAUGUGGAUUAAAUACAUUCCAUUUUUGCAUGUAGUCCCUUUAGUUGUUUCCAGGUAACACAGUAUGGUCUUGCAUAACAAGAAAGUUCCCAUCAUGCUCUGCAACAUUAGGCAGAAAUCCAGAAACAAAAAAAACCCCAAAACAAUAUUUGAUUCUUUGGGCUGUAAAUUUAAUGAAAAAGUCCCAAAUGAGAAGUAAAAAAGCAUGCUGUCAUGUAAGAGUGUAAACUGCUGUUGGCUUUCUGCUGUGUCUCUUGCUGCUUUCUUUCAGAUGAAGAGUCUCUUGAACCGGUCGGGCUUUGGAAUCACAGGAAGUUCAGGAUGAAAAACACUUAAAAGGGUUGCUAUACUGCAACUAUUAAAAUGAUUUAAAACAUUUGCAGGUCAUUGCCUGUGCAUGCUGUCUUGGACAAUACUAUGACUUGAGAGAUAACCCAAAAAACAAAAAUUUUUGGGAGGGGAUUUUUUUAUUUUUUUAAAAAUAAAAAUUUUUUUAGAUACAUUUUUAGAUAUUUAGUUUUAAAAAAAAAAAAAAUUUUAUGAAAUUUUUGGGCAGAUUUGGUGCUGGGGCAGCGUCAGCAGUACAUUUAUCUUUUUUAAUAUAAAAUUCUCACAUCACGUUUGUUGAUGUUAAACCAAAACCGUUGAGAAAGUAUGAAGUUCAAAAUAAGGAAAUUCAGAAAGCGUGUGGUUUUGUCUUGAGUAAAGCCCGGUGCUUCAGUUGUUUGAAUUGGUUUAAAGCUAACAAAGAGAGUCUUACUGUCCUGUCCUGUUUAAAGGGAACUGAAUCUGAUCAGGCUAAGCAGGCUAAUAAAUCUCACGUCUGGUAUGGGUCAAUGCAGUAGGUCCAGUUAAUGCUCUCUGUAGCCAGUGGUAUAUGUAAUAUGUGUUAUAUAGUAUGUGCCGCAUAUAUAUAUAUAUAUUUAUAUAUAUAUAUAUUUAUAUGUAUAUAUGUGUAUAUGCCUGGAUGAAUAUAUAAACAUAUAUAUACAUACAUACACAUAUACAUAUAUAUAUAUAUAUAUACACCUGCAUAAUAAAAUGAUGGUUUUCCUCCGGGUUGUUUUGUCCCUAUAUGUUGCAUUGCGACGGACUGGUGAUCUGUCCAGGGUUUACCCCGCCCACGCACGUAGAUAUUCCUGCAAAGGGAUAAGCUAAUGGAACGAUGUAUGGAUGGAUAUAUGUAUAGAAAUGUAUGUAAUGUUUCAAUGUAAUUGGUGAAAAUUUAUUUAUUAUAGUCCAGGAAGUAAUACUCAUGAUGCAUGAUGGAGAAACGUUUUGCCAUUGUAAAUGUAAUCAAUGCAUUUCAGUGAGGUGAAAAAUGUGUGGAUGAAUUUAUCGUAAGGUUGAUCUGCAUCCAAUAAACAUUCGUCUUGGUAAGUGCCACCUCUUUCUACAUAAGGCAGGGAUUGAAAUUCUUUUUAAUGGAAUUCUGGCAUUGUGUCUGGGGAAUAUUAUUUUAAUUUCCUAGUUCCAGCAACAAUGUUUGGCCAUGACUACAAUAUGAUUAGUGAUCAAGUCCCAUUCAUUUGUACGUAGGUCAGCUGAUAUGUACAGUAGAAUCAUUGAACCACACAAGCACCUGUUGACUGCUGCUGUUGUGUGGUCUCAGGUUUCUUCCAGUGCACACACACUCUUUUUUCCAGUGAUUGGGCCACAUGGAUCCAGCUCAAGGAGUUUGCACGGAAAAAUGCAGCUAAUGCUCUGUCAGUGGGCAACAUGGUGAUGGGCAUGUCCUCCAUUCUCUGCAGUCUCAAUGGUCACCACCACGCUGCAUGUUGGCUGGUCCUGAUUGGCUACCUCCUGGAUUUGGCAGAUGGAGCCGUUGCCCGGCAUCUUAAUGCUUGCUCUGCACUGGGAGCAAAGCUGGAUGACUUUGCUGACUUUACAACUUUUGGAAUCGCUACAUCAUUGCUGCUGAGGACAGAUGACCUGCCGGACAACAUCCUGAGCAUGUGUUACUUCCUGUCUGUGUUCAUCCGUCUCUGUUUCUUCUCAAGUGGGAUCCCAUUUAUGUACCGUGGGCUGCCUUGCACCUACCCAUCAGCCAUUUUGGCCAGUGCCUCUUUGCUGUCGGGUGGAAACACAACCCUGCUACGUCUCGUCGCAGUGGCCAUGAUCCUCUUCAUGAGCAGUCAGAACUUCUAUCCCCAUGAUCGAGUGCUGGAGUCCCAGGCAUGGAAAAAAGUGGUCUUUGCAGGAGGAGUCGUCAUGGUGUUCUGCUUCUCGUUCCCUCCUGUCUGUGUGUACUACCUCCUCUGGUCCGUCUCCUACAUCUUGUUCCCAACAUCUCUUUGGAGCAGUAAACUGUAAACAGAAGCAGUUGUCUGAUUUUUAACAAGGACCAGUCUAAGAAAGUACCUAUUUUAACACUCACUCUUUAAAAGAGAGAUUCUGGAUUUUAUCUUGUAAUGAUGCAGUGUUUCCACUAGGGUUUUUUUUUAGGCAGCAGGUCAUGCAAACUCGCCCCUCUCCUCCCUCCACGUCUCUCUCACCUCUGCUGCCUUUUGGGUUAAUAAGAGAAAUUAACACGAGUUUAACACUUUUUAGGUAGACACAGCACCACCCAAUGGAUUGAGACAUGUCAUGAUCUUUUUUAUUAUAUGCUACAGUAAACAGUAAUCGUACAAAAUGUUAAUGUGCUUCUGCCCCAACCCUGAUACAAUAGCUGCAAUAAUUACAAUUAGUAGCCCCUAGAUGGACACAGCAAAAACUUUGUGAUGCAUUUGUACUGUGUUUUAAACCAAAAUCAUAAAAACAACCCAUUAUGUAGUAUGUAUUAUGUAACCGUACUUUUACAGUUUGGAACAAUGGUGACUAAUCUACACUGUUUUAAAUGUAUUUUAAGAAAAUGUCUUCUGAUGCUGUUUUUAUUUUGUUGUAUUUCAUUUCUCAGAAACAGUUCCUGCUGCAGAUCUUUUCAGUCUAAUCUGAGGUGUCACCUGACCCCUUUUAAGAAUGCACAAAAACUUCUUCCCAAGCUCAGCCUUGUAACACCAUCUCCCGUAGGUCAUGUGACACCACAGUUUGUUGAGCUGACUGAGAAACUCAUCACUUAGAAAAGACACUGUUAACAUUACUGUUGGUUUGGUUUGUUCAACAGCCCCCAAGGCCCCAUCCCUUAUUUUUAAUUAAGAAAAAGGUUAAUAUUGAUUUAAUAUCUUCUGUUCACACUGCUGUUGAUGUCAUUUAAUCUAUUUUGGGUGGGUUUUUUUAGAGGUUUGGAAAGGGUGUUUUAUACCUCUGUUUUAAGAGGCAGCGUAAAAAUAUUAUUAUUAUAAUCCACACCUAAUCACUGCCCCCCCCCCACCCCCACCCCGCCCUUGACCAUAGCUGAAUCACUCUGCUUCCGUUUGUCAAAUGGUGAACAAACACCUCUGUUGCUAUGUUACCGAUAUUGUUGUCCGGUGAGUCAAACACAAUGCAAGUCUGAAAAUGUGUACUUUUCAUCCGUGAUUUAAUGUAAAUGUAUUCUAACAACAGAACAAAGUAAUUAAACCAGUACGUUGUCUGCCAUCUAGUGGACCAACGCAGAAAUGGUUUUACACCAGAUAAUACAUUCGUCGUUACUCAACUCCUCUUCAGUUUGUAGAUUGAAUUCUAUGUGACAUUUUUACACAAGUGUGACAUCAGUGUUCACAGAAGAAGAAUGUAUGGAUGUGAUGGAAUAUGUGGUGUUGAAAGGACAAAUAAAAAGAGGAGAGGCAUGAAAUA